AUGGGAAACCAGCCAUCCAAGGAGGGUGGCCACGCUUCCACCAAAGGCCCCGGUGGCGACGGCACCGCUGAACCUCUCAAGUCCUACCCUUCCUUUGGCAGAUCCGACACCAAGGACUCUUCCCGCUCCUUCAAGGCCCUGAGGUCCAAGAUCCCCGGCUCGAGCAAGACGGACAGCCCAAGGAACUCAGUCAUCACCUCCCCUACCGAAGAAAAAUCCGACGCUGCUUCGGUCAAGUCGGGGAAAAGCGCAAAGUCCGGUGUCCCCCGAAGCCGCAAUGACUCCGCCACGUCGCCGACGUCCCCCUCGACUGACAUUGAAUCCCCGCUCGAUGACUCUCAGCCGCCGCCAUCCCCGACCCAGUCCAGCACGAUCAAGAGCGGUGUUCACGACGUGAGCGCAGCGCAGGCAUCAGGAGAGGUCGACCACGUCUCCGACCAACCCCCUUGUGCCGGAGGCAGUCUCAAUACUCACAUGCAGCAGCCGGGCAAGUCCAUCCUGGCCACCAAGAACGCAGAUGGCGCUGCAACCCCGGUCGCCAAAACCUCGUCGACAAACUCGGGGGAUAGACAUGAGGGAGGUGUUGCCAUGAGCGAGAUCAAGGACAUCGACCUCGACGACUUCAUCAAGCGUCUUCUAGACGCGGGCUACGCUGGAAAGGUCACAAAGAGCGUAUGCUUGAAGAACGCCGAAAUUGUCGCAAUCUGCCAACGGGCUCGCGAAGUGUUCCUCUCCCAACCCGCUCUUCUGGAGCUUGACGCCCCGGUCAAGAUUGUUGGUGACGUACACGGCCAAUACACGGACCUGCUUCGCAUGUUCGAGAUGUGUGGCUUCCCGCCCUCAUCCAACUACCUCUGCCUGGGCGACUACGUCGACCGUGGCAAGCAGUCUCUCGAGACAAUCCUGCUGCUUCUGUGCUACAAGCUCAAGUUCCCCGAAAAUUUCUUCUUGCUGAGAGGAAACCACGAGUGCGCCAAUGUUACGAGAGUGUACGGUUUUUACGACGAGUGCAAGCGCCGCUGCAAUGUCAAGAUCUGGAAGACCUUCAUUGACUGCUUCAACACCCUCCCGAUUGCUGCCAUCGUCGCUGGCAAAAUUUUCUGUGUGCACGGAGGUCUCUCCCCCGCCCUCAGCCACAUGGACGACAUUCGCAACAUUGCUCGACCUACCGAUGUUCCCGACUACGGCCUGCUGAACGACCUAUUGUGGUCUGAUCCGGCUGACAUGGAGCAAGACUGGGAGGCCAACGAGAGAGGCGUGAGCUAUUGUUUCGGCAAAAGAGUGAUAUUGGAUUUCCUUGCGACCCACGACUUUGACUUGAUUUGUCGAGCGCACAUGGUGGUUGAGGACGGCUACGAAUUCUUCAACGAUAGAGUCCUUGUAACGGUCUUCAGCGCCCCCAACUAUUGUGGCGAGUUCGACAACUGGGGUGCGGUCAUGUCCGUUUCGAAUGAAUUGCUUUGCAGCUUCGAGCUGCUUAAGCCGCUAGACUCGAGUGCGCUGAAGAGCCACAUUAAGAAGGGCAGGAACAAGAGACAGAGCAUGCUCAACAGUCCGAACAUUUCAGAUCAGAACACAAUAGGCGAAGCAUGCGGUUCCGGCGGCAUCACCAAUACCCUCGGCAGGUGGAAUUCCCCGAAGGACAUGAGCGCCUACUCGGACCGGUCAUAA
Molecule: messenger RNA, 1671 nt
Organism: Colletotrichum lupini
Lineage: Eukaryota; Fungi; Ascomycota; Sordariomycetes; Glomerellales; Glomerellaceae
Product: calcineurin-like phosphoesterase
Exons: 3
Coding region: 1-1671 (556 amino acids)
Cellular component (GO): cytoplasm; nucleus
Molecular function (GO): protein serine/threonine phosphatase activity
Source: RefSeq, a predicted model, not a curated record